AUGCGCGCGCGCAGGUCCGGCAACACGGAGCGCAUCGCCGGCUACAUCAGCGACCAGACGGGCGCGUCCCCCGAGGGCGUGGCGGGCGUCACGGCCGCGGACCUCGAGGCCUGCGACUCCAUCAUCGUCGGCGCGCCGACGUGGAACACGGGCGCGGACGACAUGCGCUCGGGCACGGACAUCGACUCGUGGCUCUACGACGUGCUGCCCUCCGCGGACCUCAAGGGCAAGAAGGUGGCCCUCUUCGGCUGCGGCGACCAGGCGGGCUACAGCGGCAACUUCUGCGACUCCGUCGGCGAGCUCUACGACUGCUUCACGGCCCGCGGCGCGACGGUCGUCGGCUUCACGUCGCAGGACGACUACGAGCACUACGAGUCCAAGGCCGUCCGCGACGACAUGUUCUGCGGGCUGCUCUGCGACGAGCAGAACCAGAUGGACAUGUCCGAGCAGCGCGUCGCCGACUGGGUCGAACAGCUCAAGGGCGAGGGCCUCGCGCUCUAG
Molecule: messenger RNA, 501 nt
Organism: Aureococcus anophagefferens
Lineage: Eukaryota; Pelagophyceae; Pelagomonadales; Pelagomonadaceae
Exons: 1
Coding region: 1-501 (166 amino acids)
Molecular function (GO): FMN binding
Source: RefSeq, a predicted model, not a curated record